Iphiclides podalirius (scarce swallowtail) is the source of this 279-nucleotide messenger RNA. Lineage: Eukaryota; Metazoa; Arthropoda; Insecta; Lepidoptera; Papilionidae. The record is from the annotation of a GenBank genome assembly.
AUGAAUACAAAGUGCGGGACAUUUAAAUUUACGGCCGUCACCGUCUCGACGCCGCCGAGGGAGCGCGCAAUGACCAUGGCGGGGGAAGAACUACGCCAUUGUUCCGCUGCCCCGAAACAUGGACGAUUGGGUGACAAUGCGGCGCUUGCUAGGUGUCAGUGUCGCCCCAGGGCUAGUUUACUGAAUCAACGCGCGCGUAUCGAUCUGCCACCGGUGUGGAGCGCACGAGUUGCGGCCACAUUUGCUACUAUAAACACAACAGUGUUCCGCCGUAUCACG